CGUUCAAAUGCAAUCGGAGCCGCCGACGGCGUCGAUGUCUUCGUUUUUCUCGUUCCAUCAGGACGCUCCUGAGCCGACUCGGAUUUUCGAUGAGUUGCCCAAGGCCUCCAUCAUCUCCGUCUCUCGACCUGAUGCCGGCGAUAUCAGUCCCAUGCUUCUUUCUUACACAAUCGAGUGCCAGUACAAGCAGUUUAAAUGGCGCAUGCUGAAGAAAGCUUCCCAUGUAUUCUAUUUGCAUUUUGCAUUAAAGAAACGUGCGUUCAUCGAGGAAAUUCAUGAGAAGCAAGAACAGGUUAAAGAAUGGCUUCAAAAUCUAGGAAUAGGAGAUCACACAGCAGUGCCCCAAGAUGAGGAUGGACCAGACGAUGAGGCCGAUCUUCUGCAUCAUGAAGAAAGUUCUAAAAAUAGGGAUGUUCCAUCCAGUGCUGCCCUGCCUAUUAUUCGGCCUGCCUUAGGAAGGCAGCAGUCUAUGUCUGAUAGAGCUAAGAAUGCAAUGCAAGGCUAUCUGAAUCACUUCUUGAGUAACAUGGAUAUUGUCAACUCUCGAGAGGUUUGCAGGUUUUUGGAGGUCUCUAAGUUAUCAUUUUCACCAGAAUAUGGCCCGAAGUUGAAAGAGGAUUAUAUCAUGGUGAAGCAUCUACCUAAAAUUGUAAAGGAAGACGACUCUAAAAAAUGUUUUCUAUGCCUAUGGUUUGGUUGUUGUAAUGACAAUUGGCAAAAGGUGUGGGCUGUAUUAAAACCUGGAUUCUUGGCCUUGUUGGGAGAUCCAUUUGAUACGCAACCAAUGGAUAUAAUAGUGUUUGAUGUGCUACCUACUUCUGAUGGCAAUGGAGAUGGAAGAGUAUCUUUAGCUAAGGAAAUUAAGGAGCGAAAUCCAUUAAGACAUUCAUUUAAGGUGACAUGUGGAAAUAGGAAUAUUAGGAUAAGAGCAAAGAACGGAUCCAAGGUUAAAGACUGGGUUGCAGCAAUUAAUGAUGCUGGACUGAGGCCUCCUGAGGGUUGGUGUCAUCCUCACCGUUUUGGUUCUUUUGCUCCUCCAAGGGGUUUGACUGAAGACGGUAGUAGAGCUCAGUGGUUCAUUGAUGGCCAAGCAGCUUUUGAAGCUAUUGCCACUUCUAUUGAACGUGCAAAAUCUGAGAUUUUUAUUUGUGGCUGGUGGCUUUGCCCAGAAUUGUAUCUGCGGCGUCCUUUUAUUGCCCACGCUUCAUCUAGACUUGAUUCUUUACUUGAAGCAAAAGCUAAGGAAGGGGUUCAGAUAUACAUUCUUCUCUAUAAAGAGGUUGCCCUUGCUUUAAAAAUUAACAGUGUUUAUAGCAAGAGAAAACUUCUUGGUAUCCAUGAGAAUGUGAGAGUACUACGAUACCCUGACCACUUCUCCAGUGGCGUGUACUUAUGGUCCCACCAUGAAAAACUUGUUAUUGUUGAUUAUCAUAUUUGCUUUAUUGGAGGACUGGAUUUAUGCUUUGGUCGUUAUGAUACACCAGAACAUAAAGUUGGUGAUUGUCCUCCUUCAGUAUGGCCUGGAAAGGACUACUAUAAUCCAAGGGAAUCUGAGCCAAAUUCAUGGGAAGAUACCAUGAAAGAUGAGUUAGAUCGUGGGAAGUAUCCUCGCAUGCCUUGGCAUGAUGUCCACUGCGCACUUUGGGGACCACCUUGUCGAGACAUAGCCAGGCAUUUUGUCCAACGCUGGAAUUAUGCUAAGAGAAAUAAAGCCCCAUAUGAGCGGGCGAUUCCAUUACUUAUGCCUCAGCAUCAUAUGGUCAUUCCUCAUUACUUGGGAAAUUGCGGAGAGUUGGAAGCCGAAAAGAAGGAAUUUGAUAAUUCUAAAGAAACCACAGUGCAGGAAUCAUUUUCUCGAGGAUCAUCUUUUCAUGAUAUUCCACUGCUUUUGCCUCAAGAGGCUGAUGGACAGGAUGCUCAAAAUGAAGGUUCAAAAUUAAAUGGAGUGGAGCCCAUUGCCAAUCCCCUUGAUCAGCCAAGUAAGUUGACUGGAGAUGGAAAAACGCAUUAUCGUGUCAAAAGUUCAGAUUUCGAGUGGUGGGAAACACAAGAUAGGGGACAUCAUGGUGGCUUCACGGAUGAACCUGGACAAGUUGGUCCAUGUGCUUCAUGUCGUUGCCAGGUCAUCAGAAGUGUCAGUCAGUGGUCUGCUGGGACAAGCCAAACCGAAGAGAGCAUUCACAUUGCAUAUUGCUCUCUUAUUGAGAAAGCAGAACAUUUUAUCUAUAUUGAGAAUCAAUUUUUUAUAUCGGGCCUCUCAGGAGAUGAUUUGAUACGGAAUCGUGUUUUAGAAGCAUUAUAUUGCCGUGUAAUGAGAGCCUACCGUGAAAAGAAGACAUUUAGGGUUAUUAUUGUGAUACCACUCUUACCUGGAUUUCAGGGGGGUCUUGACGACAGUGGUGCAGCAUCGGUUAGAGCAAUAAUGCACUGGCAGUAUCGAACUAUAUGCAGAGGACAGAAUUCAAUAUUGCAUAAUCUUUAUGAUCAUCUUGGCUCAAAAGUUCAUGAUUAUAUAUCGUUCUAUGGCCUUAGAGCUUAUGGUAGACUCUUUGAUGGUGGUCCUGUGGCUUCAAGUCAGGUGUACGUGCAUAGUAAAAUUAUGAUUAUUGACGACUGUAUUGCUUUGAUUGGAUCGGCUAACAUUAACGACAGGAGUUUACUUGGUUCUAGGGAUUCCGAGAUUGCUAUCGUUAUCGAAGAUAAAGAACUUAUCAAUUCAUCUAUGGGAGGACAACCAUGGAAAGCGGGAAAGUUUUGUUGGAGUCUGCGUCUCUCUCUUUGGUCUGAACAUCUCGGUCUUCGUCCCGGACAGAUUAAUCAAAUAAUUGACCCAGUUGCUGAUUCAACCUACAAGGACACAUGGAUGGCAACUGCUAAGACAAACACGACGAUAUACCAAGAUGUUUUUUCUUGCAUACCAAACGACCUCAUAAAUUUCAGAGCUGGACUGAGACAAAGCGUUUUGUACUGGAAAGAGAGACUGGGGCACACCACAAUAGAUUUAGGAAUAGCACCUGAUAAGCUUGAGUUUUAUAAGAAUGGAGAAAUUGAAAGGAUUGAUCCAACAGAGAGAUUAAAUGCAGUGAAGGGGCAUCUUGUUUCCUUCCCAUUGGAAUUCCUGAGCAAAGAAGAUUUAAGACCUGUGUUCAAUGAGAGUGAAUACUAUGCAUCUCAAGUUUUUCAUUGAAUCCAAUCUGUUCUUGUUAGGUCAUCUUGAUUAAUUUAUGGUUAAAUCUUGCAUUACACUUUAAUUUUUUCUAUCAAAAAAAUAAGAGGAGCGAUAGAGAAAGAGAGAGGCUCAUUAUAGCAGCCUUCAGAAAGGUACCUUCAUCAAAAUUAGGACUUUUUGUAAUAGUUAUUCAAUUUAUACAAGACUCUUGUCCUAAUUUGGGCAUUUAAUGUCGUUUU
Molecule: messenger RNA, 3408 nt
Organism: Momordica charantia (bitter melon)
Lineage: Eukaryota; Viridiplantae; Streptophyta; Magnoliopsida; Cucurbitales; Cucurbitaceae
Gene: PLDP1
Product: phospholipase D P1
Biological process (GO): phosphatidic acid biosynthetic process; phospholipid catabolic process; intracellular signal transduction
Cellular component (GO): plasma membrane
Molecular function (GO): D-type glycerophospholipase activity
Source: RefSeq, a predicted model, not a curated record